AUGUCCUCUACCGCGCCUCCCGUCCUCCCGAUCUCCAACGCCCAACCCGUCGCUGCAGGAGGCCCUGGCGCCGUCGUGGGGUCCGACGCUCCGGCCAACAACCCCGCCUUCCGCGCCUUUAUCAACCACCUCUCCGCCUCUCUCCGCCACGGCCUCGAUCAGCGGCGCCCCUGGGCGGAGCUCGCGGAUCGCUCCGCGUUCGCCAAACCGGAAUCGUUCUCCGAAGCCACGCUCCGCGUGCGCAAAAACUUCUCCUACUUCCGCGUGAACUACUACGCCGUCGUUUCGCUGAUCCUCGCGAUCUCUCUCCUCACCAAUCCUUUUUCCCUUGUCCUACUUGCCGGCCUCCUCGCCUCCUGGACCUUCCUCUACCUCUUCCGCCCUUCCGACCAGCCUCUCGUCCUCCUCGGCCGAACCUUCUCCGAUUUUGAAACCCUAACCAUCCUCUCUGCGCUCACCGUCUUCGUCGUGUUCCUCACCAGCGUCGGCUCCGUCCUCGUCUCCGCUCUCAUGCUCGGCGUCGCCGCUGUUUGCCUCCAUGGCGCGUUCCGCGUGCCUGAGGAUCUGUUCCUCGACGAGCAGGACGCCUCACAGGCUACCGGAUUCCUCUCCUUCCUCCGCGGUCCCGCCACCGCCGCUGCCAUCCCAACCGUCACCACACGCGUCUGA
Molecule: messenger RNA, 669 nt
Organism: Sphenostylis stenocarpa
Lineage: Eukaryota; Viridiplantae; Streptophyta; Magnoliopsida; Fabales; Fabaceae
Source: the annotation of a GenBank genome assembly